AUGGAGCGUCGCGUCACUCGUUCUAUGGCUGUCCGGGAAGCAGCAGUGCUAGCUACAGAGACACAGCACUCUACUAUACUCGAUGUCCAGUUCUCAAAGGAAAGCACCCCCAAGACUUCCUCUGGUAGGAAAGCUACUAUUCCGAACAAUAAGCAUGCGACGUCCCUCAAAGAUUCCAUCCCAAGUAAUGAUGAGCCUAGGACAAAGAGGCGAAAGGCGAAAAAGGUCUCAAAUUCAACUAUUAUGGAAGAAGAGCUUCCGCAUAAUUUGGGUCCGGCUACCAUUGCGAUACAACCAAUCAGUAGAAAUUCAGAGGCCGGAUCCGGCAAAGAUCCGAUAAUGAAAAAAGAGCCAGAAAAGGUCGAAGUCGCAAUACAGGAGAUUGCCAACAAAGUCACAGCUACACUGGGUAAAUCUUCUGAAAAACGCAAGAAAGCCAAAAAGUCUUAUCCCUAUGGACUCACACCUGGCGUCAGUCCGUUUCCUGACUGGUCCCGCCCAACCCCCGAGGAUUGCGAAGAGGCCAACAGACUUCUAUCCAGCAAGCAUGGAGAAAUCAUCGCACCGAAGACAAUCCCCGAACCGUCUCUUACAGUGACCGGAUGUGGGGAGGUUCCUUCUGUCCUGGAUGCCCUCAUUCGAACGCUCCUUAGCGGUGCGACUACCGGGAACAACUCUGCCAAGGCCUUUAAUGGACUGGUGCAGAAAUUUGGUAUCCUCGAAGAAGGGAUCGGCAAAGGGAGUGUGAACUGGGAUGCCGUGCGUCAAGCUCCCCUCAAGGAUGUCUUCGAUGCUAUCAAGAGCGGGGGCUUAGCAGACAUCAAGAGUAAGAAUCUCAAGGCAAUAUUAGAUAUGGUUUACAGGGAGAACCAAGAACGCAGAGACCUCCUGGUAAAAGGCGAAUCAGAUGGGUCCCCGGAUUUGAUGGGUAAACAUGAAGACAACAAACAGUAUGAAAUUGCCUGCGCUGAUCAGCAUUUCCUGUCACUCAAUCAUCUACACAACCUGAGCACGGAACAAGCCAUGGUGGAAAUGGUGAAAUAUCCAGGUAUCGGGCCCAAGACAGCCGCCUGUGUCCUUCUUUUCUGCCUGCAGCGUCCGUGCUUCGCUGUUGAUACACACAUCUUCCGCAUUUGCAAAUGGCUCAACUGGGUCCCUCCAGACAAAGCUACGGAGAUUACAGCCUUCAGCCACCUUGAAGUGCGCAUUCCUGAUCACCUCAAGUACUCUCUUCACCAGCUGUUCAUUCGCCAUGGGAAAACCUGUCCGCGAUGCCGGGCAAUCACUGGAGAGUCGUCAGCUGGAUGGGAAGAUGGGUGUGUGAUCGAUCAUCUUGUGACAAGAACUGGGAAGAGGAAGGGAGGUGCCACGAAUUCCAUCGGCGCUGGGAGUAGCCAGACUGGCAGACAGAGACGUCCUCGCGCAGACAAGGGGAAAUGA
Messenger RNA from Aspergillus tanneri, 1440 nucleotides. Its product is annotated as endonuclease III domain-containing protein. Gene Ontology annotation, molecular function: catalytic activity. Lineage: Eukaryota; Fungi; Ascomycota; Eurotiomycetes; Eurotiales; Aspergillaceae. The coding region runs from base 1 to 1440 and encodes 479 amino acids. Gene Ontology annotation, biological process: base-excision repair. The transcript has a single exon. The record is from RefSeq and is a predicted model, not a curated record.